This is a messenger RNA of Eimeria mitis, 4194 nucleotides long. Its product is annotated as elongation factor Tu GTP binding domain-containing protein, putative. The record is from RefSeq and is a predicted model, not a curated record. Lineage: Eukaryota; Apicomplexa; Conoidasida; Eucoccidiorida; Eimeriidae. Bases 1 to 4194 code for a protein of 1397 amino acids. Gene Ontology annotation, molecular function: GTPase activity; GTP binding. The transcript is spliced from 9 exons.
AUGCUGGGGGCCCCCCGGAGGGUACAGGCCUUCUUUCUUUGUCUCUGCGUGCUCAUAUCGCCUCUAGGGGCCCCCUGUAUUGUUAGCUCGCUGAGGGGGCCCCCAUCAGGGGCCCCCUGGGGGCCCCCAAGGGCCUCCUGUCUAUCGUUCCUUCACAAGGCAACGCUGCAGCCCCCCGUACCCCCUCCGUUAUGCAUUGCAGGGGGCCCCCGCCUCUCCCUCUCCCCCCCUUGCUUUGCCUAUAAGAAUGAAGAAGGGGCAGCGCAGAGAUCUGGGGCCUCGGGGGGGGGCCCCAAGCCCCCGUUGGGGGCCCCUAGGGCGAUAGAGACUGGGUACACAACCCCAGAGCAGAGGAGACAAACACCUUUUUAUAAGUGGAGACAAGAAAACAACAGGGAUGCCUUUCAGGGGCCCCCUCGAGGGACUGUCAGCACGGGCCCCUGGCCUAGGGCUGGCGAUGAGGGGCCCCCCGGGGCCCCGGGGGGGCCCCCGGGGCCCCAGAAGAGGAAGGGGGCCCCCACCCGUCAGGGGCCCCACAGAGAGGCUUCAGUUGCGCCGGGGCUGCAUGCACAGGGGCCCCCUUCUUCUGGAAGGGUACAGACUGCUUCACAUACAACCAGGGGGGCCCCUGCUUCUUCCUUCUAUCAUCAAGCGGGGGGCCCCCAAGGUACCUUAGGGCCGCCUGAACCCUUUCUGGACCGCAUGAGGCCCCCUUUAACAGCACCAGCAGCAGAAGCAGCAGCAGCAGCAGCAGCAGCAGCAGCGCCAGGUUCUCUGGCUACACCAGCAACAACGCCAUCAGCAGCAUCAACAUCAUCAUCAUCAUCAGCAGCAGCAGCAGCAGCAGCAACGCAUCUAUCCCCGCAGCAUAGAGGUGCAUGGGGGGCCCCUCCAAUUUCCGGGUAUUCUUUGCCUGGCCAUUCUCCCCAUUUUGAACCCCCUAGGGAGGUGGGGGCCCCCCUGGGGGCCCCCCCAAGGGGGGCCCCCACUGGGGCCCAUAGAGGGGCCCCCGGGGCCCCCUGGCCUGUAAGCUCGGGGCCGCAGCUGCGAGAGGGCCUCUCCGUGCCUGGCGCAUGCAUUAGGGUUUGGAGUCGGUACGCCAUGCUGCAGCUGCUGCCUUCUGAUAUAGGGGGCCCCCAGGGGCCCCCAGGGCCCCCCGGGGGGCCCCCCAAGAUAUUUGGGUUUCUUCAUAUAUCGGGCCUCAGGAGGAAUGGGCAACCUCUCUCUCCGGCGGAGCUGAGAGCCCUUGACCUCACAACAAUAUUACCUGUGGGGGCCUCCCGCACCGUGGAGCUUCUCAAGGCGCCUACAGCCGCCACCUCCAACCGAUGGCAGCUAGCUCUGCAUCUGACCCAAAGUGACCAGGGGCCCCCUGGGGGCCCCCUGCUGUCUAGGGGCCCCCAGUCGUCUGGGGGCCCCCAGCUGUCUAGGGUCUUCCCCCCAGAAGUGUCUACAGGACGGCGUGAGAAAGCCACUGCAGAUGGGGUUGGGGGGGGCCCCUGGGGGGCCCCCGGGGGGCCCCUCCACGGGUUUUUUGACGCUGCUGCGUCUGCUGAAGAAGAGUACCCUUUGAGGGGGCCCCUGGAUAGCGACAGCCACCAGGGGCCCCUUGAUUCUGCCGGAGAUGAGGGUGGGGUUGUUGUACUUGAGGGGCUUGAAGGGGUUGGUAGACGGCGGCUGCAGCAGCAGCAGCAGCAGCAGCAGCGCUCCCAAGGACGAGGAGGUAGGGGCCCCCGUAGCCGUCGGGGGGCCCCCAGCCGAUUGGGUACAAGAGAGAGAGAAAGGGAGACAGGAGAAUUUCUGUUUAGUGAGGAGACAGAUGCUGAUGAUUUGGCUUCGCUAGGCUUCUUAGGGGAUAUGGGGGGGCCCCUAGACAGCAGCAACAGCAGCAGCAGCAGCAGCAGCAGCAGCAGCAGCAGUAUCAUAACAGACCCAGACAAACACUGGGGCCCCACAGCUCAGGAUGACUUUGCUGCAGCAACAGCAGCAACAACAGCAACAGCAGCAACUGCAGCAGAAACAAACACAGAAACAACGGGUAAAACACCACCUGCUGCUGCUGCUGCAGCUGCAAGGGCCUCUCAUGCUGACUCCUUGGGGGCCCCUAAAGGGGCACAUGUUUCAACUCAGGGGGCCCCGCAGCGUCGAGAGGGGGCCCCCAAGGGGGGCCCCCCACGUCAAGGUGGGGCCCCCAAGGGGGGCCCCCCCCGUCAAACUGGGGCCCCCAAGGGGGGCCCCCCACCUGCAGAGGAGCUGCAGCCUCGCGCUGCUGUCGUAGCAGUGCUAGGGCACGUAGACCACGGCAAGACAACCCUGUUGGGGGCCCUCCGCCUUAUAAGCAAACAACAAGAGGGGGCCCCUGGGGCCCCUGGGGGCCCCCCUGGUAACAGCCAGGGUACUAGGGGGGCCCCUAGAUGCAUCGGGGGGGCCCCCUAUAUAGAAAAGGAGGCAGGGGGUAUCACCCAACGUAUUGGCUGCUUUCAGGUGUAUCUACCUGCGUCGGUGUCUGCAUCUGUCCCCAGCGUUACCUUCUUAGAUACACCUGGCCAUGGGGCUUUCUCUUGCAUGCGUUUGAGAGCAGCAAAAGCAGCAGAUGUUGUGCUGCUGGUUGUGGCUGCGAAUGAAGGACUGCAGCAAGAGACUAGACACUGUAUUCAGGCAUGCAAGGAUCUAUCUCUGCCGAUUGUUGUCGUCAUAACAAAGACAGAUUUAGUUGGGGGCCCCCCUAAGGGGGUCCCCCACGGUGGGGGCCCCCCUGGGGUUUCACUAGGGGGCCCCCCAAAGGGUAAGGACUUUCUGUCUGGGGCCUCAGGCGCGCGAGUGUUAUCGGACUUGGCUGCUGAGGGUUUACUAACGGAGCCAUUGGGGGGCCCCGUGCAGGUGGUUGCUGUGAAUGCAAAAGGGUACCUGGAGUGUUUUGGGGGCCCCCCAGUGGGGGGCCCAGGGGGCCCCCAAGAGGGGCCCCCAGGGGGCCCUGAUGACCCCUACGGCAUGCAGCAGCUGCUCGAAUGUAUAGCCUUGCAGGCAGAGGAGAUGGGCCUCAGGGCCUCUCCUUAUACACAGGGACGGGGCCUCGUGCUGGAGACAAGCUGCAGCAAAGCAGCAGGCGGCAGUGCAAUCGUUUUAAUAAAGGAAGGAACCAUCAGGGUAGGAGACUGGGUGGUGGGGGGCCCCACAAUAUGCCGUGUGCGGAGCUUGCGGUGGCCCGAGGUACUGCCUGGGCGCGUAGGGGGCCCCCAGGGGGCCCCCAAGGGGGCCGCCAGGGGGGCCCCCGGGGGGCCCCCUGAUGGCACGCUUCGUGCUGCUGCUGCCUCGCAAGCAGCAGAAGUUUUUGGGUUUGCUGCGGAUGCUCUGCCCCCUUUGGGGGAGGAGAUAAAGGUGGUGGCGUCUGAGGCAGAGGCAAAGAGAGAGAGGGAGCGCCGCCUCAAGGAUCUGAGCAUAUCAGGUGCAGCAGCAGCAGCAGCAGCUUCUCGAGAGCGGGUGCUGGCUGCACUGCAAAAGGACCAGUCCCUGGAGGAGUCUAUAUUACCUGUAACGAUCCGUGCGGGGGCCCAGGGCCCUGCUGCUGCAGUUGCUGCUGCUCUUGAUGGUCUUGCUGCCUAUCGUACCUCUCCUGGGGGCCCCUGGCAGUUAAGCCUCUCCAACGCUCCCUGUGCAGCGGGGCCCCCCGCAGGGGCCCCGGUCGGGGGCCCCCCAGGGGGGCCCCCAGGGGGCCCCCAAGUGGGGCCUCCUCAGGGGGGGCCCCUAGGGGGCCCCCCAGGAGGAGACAGGUGUUCAGGUGUUGGUGAAGGAGACAGCUCAAUGCAGCCGAAAGAAAGGAGACAGCAAGCAGCAGAAGCAGCGGGGGUCCAGCUGGUAGAAUGUAACGUCAUCUAUGACGCUCUGCAUGCAGUGCAGCAGCGGCUGCUGUCUCCGCAGCUCUUUGGGGCCCCGGGGGCCCCCGGGGGCCCCGGGGGCCCUGGGGGCCCCGGGGGCCCCGAGGGGGUACAGAGCCUUCGUGGGGCCCAGGCAUCUGUAAAGCAGCUGUUCCCCCUCUCAAACGCCGCUCGCAUUGUCUCCUUGCGGGUGGGGAAAGACCCCAAAGAAAGUGUCUCCGCUCCAGCAGAAUGUGGGGUUUUGGUCGACUCCUUCAAGGACUGGCAUCUAGGAGAUGUACUCACCGUCACAGGGGGGCCCCCAGGGGCCCCCAACUGA